This is a messenger RNA of Antechinus flavipes (yellow-footed antechinus), 3417 nucleotides long. RefSeq names its product calcium release activated channel regulator 2A (gene CRACR2A). Bases 241 to 2394 code for a protein of 717 amino acids. NCBI's taxonomy places the organism in Eukaryota, Metazoa, Chordata, Mammalia, Dasyuromorphia, Dasyuridae. The transcript is spliced from 18 exons. Gene Ontology annotation, molecular function: GTP binding; calcium ion binding; GTPase activity. The record is from RefSeq and is a predicted model, not a curated record.
GAUCCUUCAAGGAAGCUGGCUCAGAGACAUGAUCAUGUGAUUAUGAUUGCUUGACAAAGGGGUGUAACCUUUAUGUGAAUUGUUAUACUUCAUAAAUUUUAUCAUCUGGGAAAUACAUCUAUCUAUCUCAACUGGAUCUUUUUCCAAGGAGAGCAAGAAACGAGAGUAAAUGUCUUGAGGGGAGAGAAACUUGAAGAAUUGAGCUUGUCCUCAAAGCAGGUCCAGGAGCAGAUCUGGACCAUGGAUGGUGAUCUGAUGGCUACUCCUGAAAAGAGAGUAGUUCGAGGAUCCGGGAAAGCCACACUUGCACUUCAGGGGAAUGAGACCACUCCCAAUUUUCUGGAGGACAUGCAGUGGAGUGGGACAAGAGGACAAGACCCAGGCCAGCUGGACAUGUUGAAGAAAGCUCAGGAGUUCUUCCAGACCUGUGACACAGAGGGCAAAGGCUUCAUUGCCAGGAAGGACAUGCAACGGCUUCACAAUGAAUUGCCUCUCAGCUUGGAGGAUCUGGAAGAUGUAUUUGAUACCCUGGAUGCUGAUGGCAAUGGCUUCCUGACUCCAGAGGAGUUCACCAGUGGAUUUAGUCAUUUCUUCUUUAACCAAAGUAUAUCUGAUGAAGAGGGGGCCCAGCCCCAGGAAGAGAAAAUCUAUGAGUCCAGGUGGGAAGAAGUGAUUGAAAACAGGGAUGAAGAUGAGGAAGACCAGUUCCACACACUGAUGGAUAAACUUGGAGCACAGAAAAUUUUAGAAGAUGAAAGUGAUAUUAAGCAACUUUGGGAGCAGCUAAAGAAACAUGAACCUAACUUGCUGUCCAACUUUGAAGAGUUUCUCUCCAGAAUAUUCUGCCAGCUCCAGGAAGCCCACAAGGAGAAGGAUGAACUUGAAUGUGCCCUGAGAAAGAAAAUUGCUACAUAUGAUGAAGAAGUUCAGCAUCUCUAUGAGGAAAUGGAGCAGCAGAUAAAAAAUGAGAAGGAACAAUUUCUUCUAAAGGACAUGAAGAGAUCUCAGUGCCAGAGUCAGGAGCUGGAGCAAAAGCUGGUGUCAAAGGAACAGGAGCUGGAACAGCUUGUCCAGAAGCAGAAACGGCUGGAAGGUCAGUUCAUGGACCUCAGCAAUGACAAGCAUGAAACCAAAGCAGAGAACACUAAACUUAAACUCACUAACCAGGAACUGGCCAAGGAACUGGAGCGGACCACGAGGGAACUCCAGUACGCCCAACUGCAGCUUGAGAGCCUGCAGCAAGAGGCCUGCAAGCUGCAGGAGGAGAAGGAGAGGGAAGUCUAUCAGGUAACAGAAAGUUUGCAGAGAGAAAAGACAGGACUUUUGAAACAACUGGAUUUCUUAAGGGAAAAGAACAAGCACCUACGGGAUGAACGGGACAUGUGUUUGCAGAAAGAUAAAGCAGCAACCACAUCAAAAGCAAGCUGGAAACAAAGAUCUGGCUCUAUCAUCGGAAAAUAUAUGGAUGGAAAAGGAAUCCCUAGAUGCCAAUCAACUGAUGAGGAAGAUGUGUUCAGUAUCUCAAGAAGGAGAAGUUCCAUUGGCCUGAAUGGGACCACAGAUGGGGAUGCUGGGGCCAGUGGACCAUGUGUUCGGGCUCUCCGGAGGAUUAUAUCCAUUGAGGAGGAUCCCCUGCCUCAGAUUCUGGAUAGGCAUUCUGAGGGACAGCUGAGUCGAUGUCCAGAAGAGGAGGAGCGCAUUGGGCAGCAUCAAGAGGAAAAGAACCAGGAAGCCCCAUCCUUGGAACCCACAUCUCCUCGAGGGCAGCCAGUAGGGAAAGAAACAGGGAUCCAUGAGAACAGCUCUUCCAACUCCCCAGAUCGGCUUUUCAAGAUUAUAUUUGUGGGCAAUUCUAGUGUGGGGAAGUCAUCAUUUAUGAGGAGGUUUUGUGAAGACCGAUUCUGCCCAAGCACAUCCGCUACUGUUGGGCUAGAUUAUCAAGUAAAGACAGUGAAAGUGGACAAAACCCAGGUGGCCCUGCAGCUAUGGGACACAGCUGGGCAGGAAAGGUACCGCUGUAUCACCCAGCAGUUCUUCCGCAAGGCAGAUGGUGUCAUUGUGAUGUACGACAUCACAGCCAAGCAGACAUUCAUGUCCAUCCGCCAAUGGCUGACAAGUGUAGAGGAAGCUGUGGGAGAGAACAUUCCCAUCCUUCUUCUGGGCAAUAAGGUUGACAAUGAAAAAGAGCGAGAAGUUCCUCUGGGAAAUGGAGAACGUCUUGCCAAGGAAAAUGAUUUGAUCUUCUAUGAAUGCAGUGCGUAUUCGGGCUAUAACGUCAAAGAAUCUUUGCUUCACCUCGCCAGGAUCCUCAAAGAACAAGAAGACACUGUGAAAGAGAAUAUCAUCCAGGUCCACCAUCAACCCAAGAAGAAGGCUUGCUGUGGCCAGCAGUAGAGGGAUGUGUUUUGAGACCAUGACAGAUCCCAUAUUAGAUUUAGAGUGCAAGUUCUUUGUUAAAGGCUUCUGCCCAGAGCUUAAUUCACUUUAAUAACUCAUUCCUCCUGGUUGGGACAUUCCAACCUUGUGGAAGCUACUUUUAGACACUAGAGUUCUAUUUCUCCCUCUCCUCUUCCUAAACCCCAGAUGUCCAUUUUUUAAAGCUGGUUUCCUAUAGUGAAGAAGAAGGUGGGGAUGGAGAGGGGAGGGAUGGACUUGACAAAGUUCACUAUGUGCCUUUAUACAUCAUUUUUUCUUCCCUAACCCAUUUUUAAAUAGGACAGAUUUGCUGCUUAUUGGACAGCAACCUGAGUCCUCCUCAGGGAUUAUAUAAAGGCAUGUUCUUUGGUAACUAAACUGUCUCUGUAAGCACUUCCUAGACCUUGAUCUUAUUUAGCUGUGUUUAAAUUACUUCAACUCAAUAAAGAUUUCUUGUGAAAAUAUACCAAGAACAGAGAACUCAUAUUCCCAUCCCAAAUUUUUCUAGCAUGUUCUAACUAAAAAUGGAAUUGGGACUCUGGGCUUCAGUUACUUCAUUUAUUAAAAAAAAAAUGGAGGUGGGACUCAAGACCCCAUAACAGCACACCAUUGGCUAGAUCUCUUGCCCUACCCCAACCCCGACCCAGGCUGCAAGGAGAAACUUCUUGGCCAGUAACAUUGCUCAUUAUGAUUGAUCACUUUUAGUUUCCUUGGAAGUGUGCCUCACAAAGGACCCAUGACCUCACCUCCAAAUCUUUACCUCCCCUUCCUCCUCCCACCAAGCUUUUGUUGGUGUUUGUCCUACAUUCUUGAAGAGGACAUCAGAAAGGGGCUACCAAGCUGGACUGUGGGCAAUCAUACUAGAUCAGGGGUUAGGAAAGUGAGAUUACUAUUUGGUACUGGGUGAGAGAUGAAAAUCAAAAGGUAGGAAAGGAGGAGGGAAAGAGGGGGGAAGGGAGGAAGGGAAGGAAGGAAGGAAAGAAAAAAGGAAAGAAGGAAGAA